Messenger RNA from Penicillium brasilianum, 1263 nucleotides. The record is from the annotation of a GenBank genome assembly. NCBI's taxonomy places the organism in Eukaryota, Fungi, Ascomycota, Eurotiomycetes, Eurotiales, Aspergillaceae.
AUGAGUCCAUCUUUCUUUACCGAUCAAGAGGUGCGGCUGGCAACGGAGCGGCGUCUGAAAUACAUUGGAACGGCCAAAGUCAACAUCAGCCAGAUUCAAUUUAACCCUCCUUUACCCCAGGACUUGGAUUUGAAGAACUUGGAGCGACUCCGUGGCAUUUUUCUUAAGAACAGAUGUCGCCGCCUGGAUGUCGACAAUCAUGUCCCUGCGAUUUUGUCUCCACGCGACCUCACGGAAGCAUUGCGGAAGGCAAACGUUCCGCAGCAGUCACUGCUGACGAAUAAUGCCCAUCAAAUUCCCCAUCUCGUAUUUGUGGCAGGGCAGCUUCAGGGCUUACACGGCCGUCACCGUGUGCAGGCCGGGGCCGAGGUGCUUCCUCCAGCUGAUCGCUGGUGGACCGUCGACCUCUACUUAGACGAAUACGCGAAUCAGAAAAAGCCAUCCGACGGAGAAAUUUAUCGCAAGAUCAGACAGUACGAAGGCGAGGAUAACGAGGCUUUUCGAGAGCGGUGGUUCGUGAGGCUAUCACCCAACAAUCAAGGGCGUCUAGAUCAACUGGACAACAAAAGAAACCGCCGUCUGAGGCGGGCCUUUGACCGGUUACUAGCAAUUCCCGGGCUUUGGCCAAGCGGAAUGAGGAUCAGUUUACUCCAUCGGUUGAUAGCUUCAGGCUGUGUCCGAGAGAUAAUAACCUAUUUGGAUCACAUUCGGGACUUCUGGUCUUCUUUGGUUGCCUCGAGUGGUCCUUUGAUGAAGAAAAUUGAUCAAGAUACCGUCGAAACCCUGCAAUUGCUCGCGCCUGGGAAAUCACGAGCUGACGCCAAGACAGCAUGUGGACUCGUUCUGGGAGGUCACGCAUUUGGGAAAUUUGACGACGACGAAAGGCGCAACAUAUGGAAUCAGAUGAAGGAUUUUGACGGGCUCAUUCCGUCUUUGUACACCCUCUUCGAAGAUUUCAAAUAUCUGGAGAGCUGUGCUCAUUGUGUCAAGCGACUUAUUGGCCCAUCAACGUCAAUCUGGGAAACUAUGAGUUCGAUGUUUGUUGCACAUUCAGAUUCUGAAGAAUAUCAUCCAAAUGCCGGAGAUUGUAUCAUUCAGACUUCAGAGUCUACUUUUCGGCGUCAGCGAGCAACAGAUAUGGAACGCCUCGAGACAGGAUACGUACAGAUCAUCAGAUUGCGCGAUCGGCUCUUUUGCAAGCCCGAAAACCGGAUCGGUACCGAUACGACCGUGAGCAGUUCGAUCGCCUGGUUAGUCAAAUAG